Molecule: messenger RNA, 345 nt
Organism: Prorocentrum cordatum
Lineage: Eukaryota; Dinophyceae; Prorocentrales; Prorocentraceae
Source: the annotation of a GenBank genome assembly
AUGGCGGUGAUUAUCAUACUGAUCAAGGUGGAGGUGAUGCUCCUGAUGAUGAUGCAGAUCGCGGUCGUGAUCGCUCCCCUGGCGCUGCGCGGCGGGUGCCUCGUCGUCCUGCUGGGUCACGUGGUGACGAUCCUUGGCAUUGUGGUGCAGGUGAUCCUUGGGGCGGGUUUGGCAUGGCCCCUUCUGCAAAGAAGCCGCGCCAGCAUGGCCUUCUGGAUGGCGCUGCUGAUGAGCCUCGAGAUGUACAUCCUCAGGUGCUGCCCGUCGUUCCGCUCUUCCCCUUCAACACGUCGGCUCCUGUCUUUUUCCCUGUUCGCACGUGCGAGAAUGGCAAUGAGGUGCUGA